Messenger RNA from Penicillium taxi, 3141 nucleotides. RefSeq names its product MDR/SDR family oxidoreductase. NCBI's taxonomy places the organism in Eukaryota, Fungi, Ascomycota, Eurotiomycetes, Eurotiales, Aspergillaceae. The coding region runs from base 1 to 3141 and encodes 1046 amino acids. Gene Ontology annotation, molecular function: phosphopantetheine binding; oxidoreductase activity; fatty acid synthase activity. The transcript is spliced from 8 exons. Gene Ontology annotation, biological process: secondary metabolite biosynthetic process; fatty acid biosynthetic process. The record is from RefSeq and is a predicted model, not a curated record.
AUGUCCUUGUCGCAAUCGGCGAUGAUGGUUCUCGAAGGCGAAUUGCAAUCGGCGCUAGCUAACAAGGAUUUGCUACCCGUCGAGACCUAUGAGCUGGAAUUGAAAUUGGCGACCAAUCCGGCUUUGCGAUGGCGCCGCGAGGGUGAUGACUCAAGUGAUUGCUCAAUUGCAGCAGGCGAGAAGGCCAGCUUCACCGUCGAUGUCCUUGGAAAACCAGGAUUGCAAGAAACCACAGUGCAGAUCGACUAUUCCCGCCUAAACGCAGCCCCGGGCGAAUUGCCCGAUGUGUUUUAUACUCGCCAGCUGUUUGUACCGCUGACGGUCACGAAAAAUAACAUCGAGCCACCUGUCGAAUCGGUUAAGGAAUCUGAUGCGUUGCUCUCUACCGAAGAGAACGAUCCUUUCUCUCAGGUUUUGAGCCGCCUUGGCAAUGGAGCAUAUGGGCCUGAUCAUUGUGUUGUGUUAGUUGAUUUGCGCAACGCCUGGCCAAACCCAGUCUCUGUGUGGCUGCGCGUUAGCGAGCAGUCAAUAGAGCCAUCUUCGACAGAAGUGACAACCAGCAGUGACACGACUGGUCAAUAUUCUGUUGGCGGAGAACUCCAGCCUGGUCAAACCUCCCGUUUCGUCCUGGUCCUGCCUCGCGUUUACCUCGACAACCCACAUGCUUCUAUUCCAGUGCUAUCGUUUGAAGCCGAGGCAGCUUCUCGCGAGGCUUUCUGGUUCCGCGAAGAGCUCCUCAAGCGAGUUCUCGGGGGCUGGAAGGAAUCAGCCACCAGCCGCGAAGGAUCCAUCGACCUAAGAAACAUCAGAUUGAACAACCGCAUGGUUGAGGCGAUGCGUCUCGAGGAUGUUGAGAUGACAUUCUCUCUGACAUCGCCAUCUUCACCUGAUGACUCUGAAGCUGUUGAACAAACCGGCCGUUCUCGCUUCUGCGUCAAGACUGACGACCUUCUCACGUUGACUGUCACCGUUCAUAAUCGCUCAUCACGCCCCAUUCACCCCCUCCUGCGUCUCCAGCCUAGCAUUCGCCACCAGCCAAACAAUGUUGCACUGGAUCUUACUCGACGCCUCGUUUGGACCGGCAUGCUGCAGCAAGCCCUUCCCAUUCUGCCAAGCGGUGAGUCUGCCAAGACUUCAAUUGGCUUGACUGUACUUUGUCGAGGAGAAUACGAAUUCGGUGCUAGUGUUGAGGAGGCCCGGAUUUUGCGGCCAUCAGUCUCUGAUGGCAAUGCCCCAAGUGCCGACGCUGCGGAUCUUCAUGAUGAGGGUGGUAUCAAAGACACAUUUGGUGUAGAUGUGCAUACCCCAAAUAUCUGUACAAUCUCUCAUGAUAAAGCUAGGCAUAUGCAAUUUGAUGAAUACAAUGUCUUGAUCUCACCGAAGAAGCUUAACGGCCGAUUUUUCUUAGGGCCUGACCAUGUGAGCUUGGCGAAUGCAGUUGCUACAUUCAGAGCGUAUGCCACUGCGUAUUACGCGCUGGUCAAUUUGGCCCAUUUGCAGUGCUCCGAGACUAUCCUCAUUCAUGGCGCUGACGGAGAGCAAGGUAAGGCGGCUAUCCAUCUGAGUCGCUACUUCGGAGCAAAGGUCUUUGCCACCGUUGGAUCUGAAGAGCAAAGAGAAAUCAUCGCCAAGGAGUAUUCUCUCCCGCAAGAUCGUGUCUUCAACUCGAACAGUGGAUCUUUCGCUCACUCCGUGCUCCGUGCUACCAAUGGUGAAGGUGUUGAUGUGGUCCUGAGUUUGGUGGAUGAUGACUCUGCGCCGCAGGAGCGUCUCUGCGUUGGCGAUUUCGGCCGCUUCGUUGGAUUGGCUGGCCGAGACCACUCUUCCUACAGUGGACUUUCCACUAUGCAGCAGAGAAACGUCGUCUUUGCCACCCUCGACAUGGAAGUAGUCGAGAAAAGCCGACCUCCCACGGGCAAAUUUAUCUUGGAUUUGGCCGAUGAGUCGCCCGUGCCUGUCAUUCUGCCUCGACUGGCCUCCCUCGAACUCGACUCUGAAGCUACAUACAUUCUCAGUGGAGGUCUCGGAGGUCUGGGACCCAGUGUCGCAGAAAUGAUGGUUAGCCACGGUGCCCGUCACCUGGUGUUCCUUUCUCGCUCCGGGCCCAAGUCCGCCGAGGCACAGGAGCACCUCCGUCGGCUGAGUGGGCUGGGAUGCAAGGCAGAGGCAUUCGCUUGUGACAUUGGCACUCUUUCUUCCGUGGAGUUGGUGCAACAGCUCGGCACAGAGAAGGGAUGGAAGAUCCGUGGUGUUGUGCAAUGCGCCAUGGUUCUGCGCGACAGCACAUUCGAGAACAUGACACACCAGAAAUGGACUGAGUCCAUCCAACCCAAGAUUUACGGUAGUUGGAAUCUGCACCAGGUGUUUGGCAGCCAGUCCCUGGAUUUCUUUAUCAUGCUUUCUUCUGUUUCGGGUGUCAUCGGAAACCCAGCUCAGGGUAAUUACACCGCUGGAAACACCUACCAGGAUGGAUUGGCACUCUACCGACGCCAGCAAGGCCUCCCCGGUACUGCACUUGCAGUUGGUGCGGUGAUGGACGUGGGUGCUUUCGCGGACAACUCCUACUUCGAGAACUUCCUUGAGAAAUUCGAGCACCUGGCAUCCUUGACUGUCAAGAUCGAGGAAGUCAUGAUUAUUCUGCAGACACUGAUGAAGGGUCAGACCGAGGAUGGAGUGACCGUACCCCCACUUUUGGCCAUGGGUUUCACCGAAGAGCUCAAGCGUGAUGGAAACAUCACAAGUCUGUGGCCCAAGGAUCGCAAGUUCGACCACCGUAUCGAGCUGCCUGAGGAUGGUGACGCCAACGCCGGUGGGGACAAAGUGCGCCUUGCCGAUCUGAUCGGCCAGGUCACUGAUCUUGCUGAGGCAGGAAAGGUGGUCGAGGAGGCCCUGAAGGCUAACCUUGCAAACGCCAUGACAGCCUCUCCAGAGGAUGUUGACGCGGACAAGCCACUCCACGCCUACGGUGUGGACAGUUUGAAAGCCGUUGAAGUUCGCAACUGGCUCUUCCGAGAGUUGAAGUGCGAUAUCUCUGUCUUCGACAUUCUCAGCCCCAUGUCAUUGGCUAAGCUGAGUGUGAACAUUGCUGAAAAGAGCAAGUUCCUCCCUGAGAGCAUCAAGCGAGGAGACCAAUUUGAGUAA